Messenger RNA from Prorocentrum cordatum, 863 nucleotides. Lineage: Eukaryota; Dinophyceae; Prorocentrales; Prorocentraceae. The record is from the annotation of a GenBank genome assembly.
UUGGCAAGCAACACUCUGGAAUGAUAGCCCACAGUCCACGCCGUGGAAAUCAGUUCGUGAUCUUUUCCAACAAGGGCACCAAUUCCAUCUUCCCGACUCUGAGCAAUGAAUGUCGCGGGCGCGGUGGCACCGAUGUUUUUGGAUGUCUGGCAAAGGGGAAACUGCAGUUUGCCUCGGUUUAUGCAGCCAACACCACCGUUUGCGGGAAGGGUGCAACAACGACGAGUUCGAGCGUCCUCAAACAUGCUAGCGGGCUGUAGCGCUGUGGAUCGGCAUCGUGCUGCUACGACAGACAUCCUUCAACGGGGGUAGCGCAAACCCCUGGGCCCGAAUUGCGCAGAAGCCAAACAAUCUGACGUAAGACCCAAACCUGAUGCGACUGUGCGCAUCGCUACGGGUGGUCCUCCCCUUCUAGACUAUUAGCCGCGGGAGGGAUGGACCAGAGGUGAAGUGCGGAAGAAACGGGGGUGCGCCCAAAUCUCGGAAAGCGCGAUGGGCACGAGCAACGCAGGAGUCGCGCCACGGGGCGAGGGACCGCAUGCGGCCUUUCCACAACCCGUGCGUGCCGCCGCGAAGCGAGGGAACGCAUCCGCGCCCAAUGCGCUGGAUGGGGCGACCUCGCCAAAAGCUCGGGCGCCAACACAACAGCCUGGCUUGCUCCGCAAGCGCCCUCACUGAUUCUGUCCGCGGACCGCGCCGGGGCUGGCUGCGGAGCGAUGGCGGCUCGGGCUCCAUGGGCGGCCCCGCCAGGCUAUCUGCCCAGCCGCUGCGUGGCGCCUUGUCAGGUCCCAGUGCGCCGGUGGCGGCUUCGGCAGCGGCGGGCCGGCGAACUGCCCGUCGGGGAGGUCCAGGUUCAUCACCUC